UGAACUGUAUAUUCAAAAGACGCUAACAAUGUAAUGGGAAAUGGAAGCUUCUCAAAGGGAAACGGAAUCCUUCUUCCCCGCCACGAUCCUGUCCCUCGUUUAGUCACUCGCUGAGCGGGAAAUCUCUCUCUCCCUCAUGGCUUCUUAUGAGCCCUAGAGGUUGGGUUUCUUUUUCCUCCGGGGGAGCCCUUCGGUCGGCGAAAAAUGGCCAGCGGUUUCUCCGAUAACGAUCGCCGGAUCCUGGAGGCAGUCGGCGCCGGCGCUUCGGGCCUCUCUUUCAUAGGAUCGUCUUUCAUCGUACUCUGCUACGUCCUCUUCAAGGAGCUGCGCAAGUUCUCUUUCAAGCUCGUGUUCUUCCUCGCCCUGUCGGAUAUGUUCUGCAGCUUCUUCAACAUAUUUGGGGACCCAUCAAAAGGAUUUCUAUGCUAUGCACAGGGAUACAGCACACAUUUCUUUUGUCUUGCAUCGUUUCUAUGGACCACAACUAUUGCAUUCACCCUUCAUCGUACUGUUGUUAGGCAUAAAACUGACGUUGAGGAUUUGGGUCCUAUCUUCCACUUAUAUGUUUGGGGGACUUCACUUGUGAUGACUGUUGUACAGUCAAUAGGUAAUAAUUAUGGACAACUAGGUACUUGGUGUUGGACCCAGACAGGACAAACAAGCAAGGUGGUGCAUCUGAUGACAUUUUAUGCACCUCUAUGGGGUGCAAUUCUUUUCAAUGGGUUUACAUACUUCCAAGUUAUCCGCAUGCUGAAUAAUGCAACUCGUAUGGCAGUAGGCAUGCUGGAUGGGACAACUCAAUUUGACACAAGGGCAGAUACAAAGGCAUUGAGCAGAUGGGGAUACUACCCAUUGAUCUUAAUUGGUUCAUGGGCCUUUGGAACUAUUAAUCGCAUUCAUGACUUUAUUGAUCCUAAACAUAGAAUAUUUUGGCUGUCACUUCUUGAUGUCGGAAUGGCAUCCCUCAUGGGUUUGUUCAAUUCAAUUGCAUACGGACUUAAUGCAUCAGUGAGAAGAGCAAUACUUGAAAGGCUAGAUCAGUGUUGGCCUGAUAGAUUCAAGAAAUUGCUUUCGGCUAAGAUACAUCUUAGGGGACAACAGCAGGAGAAUGAGUUAGUUCCUCUAAGAGUUCACAAUCAGCCCUAAGUUCAUGGCUUUGUCUUCCACUUGAUGAUAUCAUACUGCUUCUCUGCAAGUUUCACUCUUCAAAUGGUACUUCAGGUGUUAAGCUUAUAAAAAUUUGAGAAGAGUGCUGUAAGCAUACCAGAAUGCUUUUUGUACCUUAUGACAUAAAAAUGCAGUUCGUUGUUCAUUUCAUUGUAAAAGCUCAUUUUUUGAGGUUCCAGUAUCAUGAACGAUAUAUGUUUGCCAGGUCAGAGUGGUAUUGUAUAUCUACACUAGAAUUAUUCACCACAUUCGUUUCUUUCUGACUCAA
This is a messenger RNA of Nymphaea colorata (pocket water lily), 1435 nucleotides long. Its product is annotated as G-protein coupled receptor 1. The record is from RefSeq and is a predicted model, not a curated record. Gene Ontology annotation, biological process: adenylate cyclase-activating G protein-coupled receptor signaling pathway; cell surface receptor signaling pathway. The transcript is spliced from 9 exons. Gene Ontology annotation, cellular component: plasma membrane. Lineage: Eukaryota; Viridiplantae; Streptophyta; Magnoliopsida; Nymphaeales; Nymphaeaceae. Bases 205 to 1146 code for a protein of 313 amino acids. Gene Ontology annotation, molecular function: G protein-coupled receptor activity.